Armigeres subalbatus is the source of this 398-nucleotide messenger RNA. RefSeq names its product chymotrypsin-elastase inhibitor ixodidin-like. The coding region runs from base 14 to 277 and encodes 87 amino acids. Lineage: Eukaryota; Metazoa; Arthropoda; Insecta; Diptera; Culicidae. The record is from RefSeq and is a predicted model, not a curated record. The transcript has 2 exons.
UGAGGACUUCACAAUGAAGAACACAGCUGCCUUGCUCCUGCUCGGGGCCUUGGUUACGGCCGUCCUGGCUAGUCCAAUUGACACCGAUCCCUGUGGCCCGGACAGGAUUUUCAAUAAAUGUGGUUCGGCGUGCCCAACGUCAUGCGGCACGCUGGGUGCAAUUAUCACUUGUCCACCGGUGUGCGUUGAAGGUUGCUUCUGCCGCCCUGGAUUGGUGUUGGAUGGUGACUAUAAUUGUAUCGCUAUGUCUGAAUGUUCGGAAAUUUCCGCUUUGUGAUAUGAGCGAUAUGAGCAGAAUAUUGUACAACAGUUCACAACAAAGGCGAUUAUCGGAAGGUAAUAUAAGAUACAUUAAAAAUCUGGUGAAUUAGUGGUAAAAGAAAUUUUCUGAGAGAAUA